AUGACUGCCUUCCUCACGGAGCUUCGCAGGAGGGCCAGGGACAAGGACGAACUCGGCAAGAGGUUCUUCUGUGUGAUCGACUCCCUGGUCUCCUUCUAUGUGCUGGGCAAGGGACGAUCGUCUUCAAAGAGGUUAAACAGAGUCAGCCGCCUGAUCCCCAUGUGCCUGUGGACCAUCAGCAAGUGGAACUUCUCAGAUGGUGCGUCUUACGAGAAUGCAGUGGCUGCUCUGUUCAAAUACCUCAACGCCCUACGGGGCAGGCUGCCUCGCACUAUGGCAGAACUUGAUGAGGAGCUGGCAGAAUACAUCAAUCACCUUUACCAGGAAGGUGAUGCGGUGACCCUGGCAGGAUGGACGCUUAGUGGCUUGAAGCGUUUCUUUCCUCGCUGCCGCCCUCAUCUCCUGACCUCCCAGCUGUUUCUUCGCAACUGGCAGAGAGUUCACCUGCCACAAAGAACCAGCCCGAUGACGUGGUUGGGUGCAAGGGCUAUGGCUGGAGCAGCUUACAAGGUUGGGCGACCAGACCUGGCUCUUUCAAUCUUUUUGGGUUUCGCCUUCUUCCUGCGAACUAUGGAGCUGCUUUCUUUAACGAUUCGGAGGGGAGGGGCCACCGAGUACUACCAGCGCACGCAAAGUCUGGGCCGCACCAUGGUGCAGGGUCGUUGGAAAGACUCCCAGACAGCUCGCAUCUACAUCGAUGACGCAAGAGCAACUUUGGUGCAGCUGUCUCUUUCCCCACCCACUGCCGCCCUCCAACGCUCCUUGGCUUCCGUUUGGCGAGUGGCGGUGCCAGGGUGCUGUUCCUAA
Molecule: messenger RNA, 807 nt
Organism: Symbiodinium necroappetens
Lineage: Eukaryota; Dinophyceae; Suessiales; Symbiodiniaceae
Source: the annotation of a GenBank genome assembly